This is a messenger RNA of Spinacia oleracea (spinach), 1518 nucleotides long. RefSeq lists its product as uncharacterized. The transcript is spliced from 2 exons. The coding region runs from base 1 to 1518 and encodes 505 amino acids. Gene Ontology annotation, molecular function: nucleic acid binding. NCBI's taxonomy places the organism in Eukaryota, Viridiplantae, Streptophyta, Magnoliopsida, Caryophyllales, Amaranthaceae. The record is from RefSeq and is a predicted model, not a curated record.
AUGCAACGGUUGAAUGUAGAGAUCGCGAGUGGUGAAUGUCUGGAGGGAAUUAUCAAUGCGUUGACUACUCAGCCAUCGGUAUUUGAUGAGAUUAAGGAAAAUCAAGCUGGAGAUGUAAACAUAGAGCGAAUCAAGGAACAAAUUUCGCAAGGAAAGGAAAUGGAUUUUGAGAUCCACGAUGAUGGAAGUUUGAGUUGGGCAUGCAUAAUGUGUCCUUUUACGAAACAAAAUAUGAGUGAAGAAGAGCAAAGAAAAAUUUCAGAGCAUUUACUUACCCAACAGAAGCCAAAUGGUAAUACGCGUACGGGAGCCGUCAAAGAGUUAGCCAUCAAGUAUUGCUGCACCAGAAACACCAUUCAAAGGGUCUGGAAAGUGGCCAAGGCGAGUAAGCAACAGGGGAAGAGCUUGAAUGUGAAGUCCAACAGAGAUAAGUGUGGAAGGCAAAAGUUUAUCCCUGAUCUUGAUAGGCUUAAAAGAACCCCAUGCCACAAAAAGCAAAACAUCAGAGCCGUAGCAUUUGCCUUGCAAUGCUCUAUUUUCACUGUUCAACGGCUGAUAAGGGAAAAAAUUAUCAAAGCACACAACAAUUCAAUCAAGCCAUCACUCACAGAUCACAACAAAGUAACGAGGUUGGAAUGGUGCUUGCAAGCAAUUGACGCUAAUACAAUUGAUGACAACCCAUGCUUUGAAGACAUGUACAACACUAUUCAUAUAGAUGAAAAGUGGUUUUACAUGACAAAAGGAAAGCAGAAAUACUACUUACUUGCGGGUGAAAAGAGACCAUAUAGACACUGCAAAAGCAAAAGAUUCAUUUCAAAGGUCAUGUUCCUUGCUGCAGUUGCAAGGCCACGAUUUAAUGCUGCUGGGGUUUGCACUUUUGAUGGAAAAUUGGGAAUUUUCCCAUUUGUUAAGUGGGUACCAGCAAAGAGAAGAAGCAAGAACAGACCGGCAGGAACCCCGGAGUUGAAAGCAAUGAAUUCAGUGACCAAGGAUGCAUAUAGAAGGAUGUUAAUCAGACAACUCAUACCAGCCAUUCAAGAGAAGUGGCCAACUGAUCAUGAAGGACCCAUUAUCAUUCAACAAGAUAACGCGACACCACACAUUCAAACAGAUGAUGCAGAUUGGUUAGAAGCAAUCAAAGGAACUAACAAAGAUAUCAGGUUAGUUUUUCAGCCACCAAACAGCCCUGAUCUUAAUGCAUUAGACUUGUGGUUUUUUAGAGCAAUUCAAUCUUUAAAAGACCAGACAUCCCCUACAACGUAUCAACAGUUGCUAGGAAGUGUAAAAAAUGCAUUUAAUUUGUUUUGUCCAAUUAAGGGGAAUAGGAUAUUUUUGAGCCUUCAAUUAGUCCUGAUUCAAAUCAUGAAGGCUAAGGGUAGCAAUGAUUAUCAGCUUGCACAUAUUGCCAAGGAAAGUUUAGCACGACAAGGCAUACUACCCACAGUAUUAUUCCCAUCCCCCGAGUUAGUUCAAGAAACAUUUGAUGGUUUGCAAGCAAUGGAAGUGCAAAGUUGGUGA